Musca vetustissima is the source of this 1057-nucleotide messenger RNA. RefSeq lists its product as uncharacterized. The record is from RefSeq and is a predicted model, not a curated record. NCBI's taxonomy places the organism in Eukaryota, Metazoa, Arthropoda, Insecta, Diptera, Muscidae. The coding region runs from base 57 to 1043 and encodes 328 amino acids. The transcript has 2 exons.
AUUUCUUAGAGCUCCCGUGUGUUUGUGUGUCUGCGCCCAAUGGCUCUCAGCUCGUUAUGAUGGAGACAUUUCUUGUCCUGGGUCUGUGUUUUAUUCUAUAUGAAGCAUUGGAUUUCUUUCAAGGAUGCAUUCAUAGUGCCACACCCAAUACAAGCGAUCAAAUUGAUGCCUAUCGUCGUCAGCUUGACGAACAACGUCAGAAACAACAAGAAGAACAAUUUUUGGCGAAUUUAACGCCACUGCUGAGUGCCCAAUUGGCUGCGGCAGGUUUUAAUCUAUCCACCUUGACAACACCGACAGCAUCAACGGCCAGUGUUAUCAGUGAUCUGAAAGCUCAAGUGGUGCAGCGUGAUAACGAAAAUCAACAUUCGGUUAGUACACCGGCUUUGCAUUCUGGUGGUAUUGGUUUAAGUGGUGGUGGCGGAGACGACAGCGUUGGUUUUCGUCCGGCCAAUCUAAGUGUUUACGAAACCCAAGAAUUGCAUGCCACCUCGUCAUUGCCCCGAGACUAUUAUUACUUGCAACAACAACAAUUGAAGAAUAAAAACUCCUCUAAAUCUCUACUGUCGAAAUUCUCAUCAGGUUCGGAUAAUCGUAUCUUUCCCGAAUCUGCUAGUAUUUUGGGUAAUCCUGCUGGGGUCAUUACCACCCAACCUUUACUGCAGCAGCAACAACAACAGCAGGACCUAAAAAGAGCUUUACUACAAACCAACAACGACUUGGAACAAACGAAUUCACCACCCUCACAUCAUCACAGUUCUCAACUCUCUCUCAAUUCCACCCAUCAAAUCUCAUCUUCUGAGGAAGACGAAGAGGACGACGACGACGAAGAGGGUGCAUCCGAUUCAUCUUCGACACAGGGCGAGGCAUCUCUGCAGUCGUGUCCCUAUACCUCAGAUCACGACGACAUCAACGAAGAUCGCACAUUCACCGUGGGCUCGUGCAGUUCGUCGCAUGCUGAUUUCCGGGAAAUUGAAUGUGAACGCCUGCGACGUCAAUGUGUGAGCGUUAAACGCAUCUAUAGCAUAUCGGAGAAAUUUUAGAAAAACUAACCAAA